This is a messenger RNA of Lytechinus pictus (painted urchin), 4334 nucleotides long. RefSeq names its product deleted in malignant brain tumors 1 protein-like. The transcript is spliced from 10 exons. The record is from RefSeq and is a predicted model, not a curated record. Bases 668 to 2071 code for a protein of 467 amino acids. Lineage: Eukaryota; Metazoa; Echinodermata; Echinoidea; Temnopleuroida; Toxopneustidae. Gene Ontology annotation, cellular component: membrane.
CACUGCUCACAGACUUCAUCACGGCGCGGCGGAAGCCCUUCCUUCGUCUCCGUGAGCUAGCUCGCGUCUCUAAACCGCUCAAAACCAAAGAGGAUAUAACAUUACAUAUUUGUGGGCAUGUAAUAUUUCAUAGCGGGAUUUCAUACUCCAUUCAUAUUUGCGUGGGUUGGUGGUGUAGUUUUGUGACCCUACUGGACCUUUUUGUAGUGGUUUGUAGUGGCGGUGUUUAUAGUCAGAAGGGUCGUUGUAUAGUACUAUAUUGCUCUCCUCUUCGAUGUGAGCCCAUAUUGUUACUGGGUGAUGAUACCCAUCUAUAUACCCAAAGACGAGAUAUGUGAACGCAUUAUCCAAUCUUAGCAAGAACCAUUAAAGUGAAAGUUUUGACUCCGUCAAACAAGUCAUAUAUUUGUGAAUUUGGAUAAGCAUGAACAGUAGAUGAAACGACAAGCGAUCCGUCAGGUUUUUUUUUUCUAUCUCAACUUGAUUUAUCAUGAGCACUGAGCCUGCAUGAGGUAUGACCUUCGAAGGAAUGUUAAACAACACUACACUGCAGAAGUAACGGUUUUAAAACUACACCAUUGUGAUAUUCGCGGUGUCCACUAAUUCUCCUUGAACGUGGUUUUGGAAGUCAGAUAUUUCCUCUCAAUUUUACAAUUCUACCAUCAUCAUGCAUGCCCAGUCAGCCAGUCAACUAUGUCACCAUAUAUUGGUUUUCACGUUCGUCAUUGCUGCGAUUUCAUGCACCAUUACCAAAGCACAAACCGUUUCAGGACGCUAUCUUACGGAUACUACACCUAUCAACCUUACAUCACCAAAUUAUCCGAAUCACUAUCCGAACAACUUGAACUUUGCAUAUCACAUAACUGUGCCGGACGGAUGUCGGAUAUUGGCCAAAUUCCAUUUUCUAAGCCUUGAAAGCAACAGCGAUUUCCUGUCAUUUGGAGAUGGUAUUGGGAGAGAACUUAUCCGACUAACCGGGAGGUAUUCGCCCCCGACUAUUCUUUCUCCGGCUAACGUAAUGUGGAUGAAUUUCACAAGUGACGCCAGUAGUUCGGAUAUCGGAUUUCAGUUUGAAAUUUCUCUGUAUAACAAAUCAGGUGUUCGUUUAGUAGAUGGCACAACUGUCUUUAACGGUCGGGUUGAGGUAUACACGGAUUCCUACGGCUGGGGCACUGUAUCUAGCUUGAGAUGGAACCUAAAGGAUGCUUCCACAGUCUGUAAAGAGCUUGGUCUUCCUGGGGCUAUAAGCGAGGUCACCAAUGCUUACUAUGGACCUGGAACAGGCGUAGUUGUCAUGACUAAUGUCGACUGCAGUAAUGAUAUCUUCCGACUUCAGGAUUGUAAUUUUCAAAGUCCCUGUUCUGCUUGCCCACACUCCCAAGAUGCUGGGGUAAAUUGCCACCGGCCAAACUACUUAGGGUGCUACAACUUACCAAAUCUCCAAUCCGGUUCGAGUACUGCCAAAAGUGUCGAUGCCUGUAUAUCUAAAUGCGACCAGGCCAGUAUGAGGUAUGCUGCCGUCAACGGCGACAAAUGUUUCUGCCGCUCAGAUAUGACCCUUCCGGAAUCACCCGAAGACGAUUCGAUGUGCGAUCGUCAAUGCUCGGAAAAUCAAAACCAGGCCUGUGGUAGUUCACAUGGAUCUUCAAUAUUUACAGUAUACGAUACCGAAUUUGCCAAAUGCAACGAUCCUGAUAUCCCAGAAAACAGCACAAGAACAGGAAACAGUUUUCAGUUCGGGUCAAAGUUAAAAUACAACUGUUCUGAAGGCUUUGAUCUGAUUGGAUCAUGGGAGAUCACGUGUGUGGAAGGGAUAAGUUUACAAGACCCUGUGUGGGAUCACGACGUACCAGAAUGUAUAGCCCGCGUCGAAAACACCACUCAACCAACGAAUACCACAGCAUUGCCACAAGAGGAAUUACCCAAUAACGACCUUCUCAACAUUCUGACAAUCGUCCUCGUGGUCGUCUUCUCGUUCAUCUUCCUCGUCAUCCUCCUAUGCUGUAUCUGUCGAUGUCGGAAGAAAGGAAGGUGUAAAAGGAAACCAAAGAAGACGGAGAUGUGGUAUUAAAACUAAACAUCUCAGUAAAAACAAAAUUAAACAACCUUGUAUAAACUUGAAUUUCUAUAUGAACCUAUCAUCGGCUGUUCUAAAUUGAAUAACUUUUGACAAAUUUCAACAAUAAAAUUCGAUUUUCAAAUAUUAGAAUUUCAACACUGUUGUUUAAAUUUCAUAAAGAUUUGUUUAAAAUUCAAACACCUGAUCGGUUCAUACAGCAACCCGUGUUGUAUAAAGCGUUUUUAUUGUGUUCACACUACCCUCGCUUGCCAUGUAUUUUGUCCCACGAUUUACACGAAUCAAUGAUUAGGGGGUAAAUGAACUAUCUUUGUCACGUCAUUACUGCGAUGUUUUUUUUUAUCUGUGUAUUUAUAUGUAAAUGAUAGUACUUCAUAGACGGGGAUAAUGCUUCUAUUUACUGGAUCAGUAUGUAAGCUUGGAGGGCAAAAAAUAUGGAAUUUACAUCUUUCUGCGUAAGACUUUGCAUGCAAUGUAAAACUGAUAGGGGUUUGUGUCAGAAGGAAAUUGGAUAUGAAGAGAUAUUUCACUUAUUCAAAUCACCAAUUUGAUAACAUUGUGAAAGUAAAAUAAAUAAGUAAAUAAAUAGAAUAAAUGGAUAAAUAAUUAAAUAAACAAAUGAAUAAAUAAAUCAAUAAAUGAACAAAUGAAUAAACAAAAUAUUUUCAUAUUUUUAUUAUGCCCAUCGUGUGACAACACCAAACAGCCCAACUUAUAUUGUAAUGAAUUGAUGUACUCUAUAUCCUAAGAUGAGAACACAUUAAUACAUUCCAGAAUGAUAUACAAUACAUUUAACAUUGUAGAUAGUCCACCUUGGCAUUAAAAAAGGAGAUAUGAGCCAGUCAUUUUAAGAAAUAGGUCAAUGAAAUACAAAUUUGUUAUAUUCUUGGUCGCUUGAAAUACUUCAUUGUUUCAUAUAGGCCUAUAAAUGCUAACAAUUAUGAGUAAAUUUGUCAGCAAUUAACCCCUCCCCUGAACCAUCCCGCACCAUUAUGAAAUAACUUGUUUUUUCACUCUAAAAAAGAAGAGUAAAAAACGACCUGAUAUUGGGCAAAAUACAAGUUUAAAGGGUAAAUUUUAACGCAGCAUUGCGUAAAGUUUGCUAAGUAUUUGGUAUCAUUUUACCCAGCAAACAUACAUGUUCCCAUUUUACCCAAUAUUGGGUAAACAGAAAGAAUGUGUACAUUAUAUUACACAAUUGUCUGUAAAUUAGAAUCGCAUCUAUUCUGUCACCUUUGUAUAUUAUAUUAAUCAUUGAUUUUACAUGAUUUUGAUUGCAAUGUUGAUCAUAAACCUACCGAUCGAUAGUAUACCUUCUAGAAAUAAAUUAUUUCUUUAUAGGUAACAAUGGCAUAUAGGCCUACAUAAUUGUGUGCGGCCAUCCGUAAGUUAUCUAAACUUUACUUUGUUACAGUGGAAAACACUCCGUCCCUUGGAUAGGACGUUAAAUUGUGGCCCCGUGUAGAGGAGAGUCACACAUUUACACUAAUCAUAAAUUAUAAACCCGGUGUAGUGGUCCACCUGCAUUCUCCCAAUCAGUUUUAUUUGGAAGAGAGACCUGCGGGUCGUAGUGAUUCAGUUCGCUUUUCACAUCUCAGGCACAUGUGACACCAAACAAAAUAAUAAUAAAAGAGACCCGUUGUAAUUUUUCUUUUUUUUACCUGAUUUCUUCAGCAAUGUGCCAAAUUGUAACCAUUAAAUCUAUUUGAUUGAAAAAAAAAUGAUUAUCUAGAUAAGGUUGGAGAAACCUUCAGUGGCCAUGGUGAAUUUGAUUAUUUUAUGAUGAGCAUUAAUUUCAUUCACUGUACAGUUAAAUUAUCUAUAACAUGCAAUAAAUAGGCGAUGUCAUGGGUGAACGAUGGUGAUGAUGGUCAUUAUGUCUGGUUGUGUUUUAAGAAACAUGUUUGUACUCUUGUUUUCGCUUUAAUAUGCCUUCAUUUAUAUUUACGUUGAUAUUUUGUACUUUUUUUUACACUGAGUAAGUAAUUGACAUUUUUAACUGAAAACGAAAAUCGAAAAACGCGGGAGCAAAUUAAUAUGACAUCAUAAUUUAUUAUUCCUGGUUCACACGCCGGAUGUUUUUGUUAUGGAAAUUUUCUUAGUCUUCAACAAGUUUUUCUAAACGACCGAUUCGUUUUUGUACGUAUCAAAUGCAUUCGGAAACUGUGUGGAUAAAUCAUUUGAUAUAUAGAAUACUAACUUUCGAUAUUUAUGUUGUAUAAAGAUAUCGAUUUGAUGAAUAAUCAACGGAGACUUA